AUGAGUUGCCCCUUGGCGAACAGCCAAUAUGCCACCAUCAUCGAGGAGGAAGGCAUCAAUUAUCUCUACAUGAAGACGGUGGAGCGGGCGCAUUCACCCAAGAAUUUGUGGGAGCGCGUGAAGCUGAGUCGGAACUUCUUACAGGCCCUGGAGCAGAUCAGCAAGCAUCUAGAGUUUUGGCCAGAUCGUGUGAUCAACCGUUGCAAGCAGAGGCUGACCAAAAUGAGGCAGAUGUUGAUCAGGACAGAGUUCUCGUUUGGUCUCGCUUAG
Molecule: messenger RNA, 270 nt
Organism: Durusdinium trenchii
Lineage: Eukaryota; Dinophyceae; Suessiales; Symbiodiniaceae
Source: the annotation of a GenBank genome assembly